AUGCCGAGCCAGCAACUUCUCCUCCUCUUCCUCCUCCCUCUUCUUCUUCUUCUCCAUCCAGGAAACGCCCAAAAUCCCAACCCCAAACUCUGCUCGCCCGAUGAUCAACUUUCCCUCCUCAAAUUCAAAUCCGGCGUCUCUGACAACACCACCACCAAGGUCCUCUCCACAUGGAGGCCCGCCCGCGAUUGUUGCUUCCACUGGAAGGGCGUUCGCUGUAACCUCACCACCGGCGCCGUCACCAGCUUGAAGCUACAUUGUUCCCAGGGCUUGAAACUUCAAGGCGCCCUCUCCCCUGCCCUCGGCUUCCUUCCGUCCCUCCGAGUGCUCGAGCUUGUCGGCUGCAAGCACAUCAAUGGAACCAUCCCCAGGAACCUCCAAAGGCUCACCCAACUCCAGCAGCUCGUCCUCGACGACAACAAUCUCGAAGGUGAACUCCCUUCCCUCUUGCACAGACUCUCCUCCCUCAAGAACCUGUCCUUGUCCAACAACAGGCUCGCCGGAGAGAUUCCCAGAAGCUUGGGAACGCUUCUCACUUUACAAUCCCUCGACCUCAGCCACAACAACUUCUCCGGCUUCAUCCCCAAAUCCAUAGCCAACCUUCCUGCCCUACAAAACCUUGAUCUUUCCUUCAACGCGUUCACAGGCCACCUCCCUGUCAGCUUCAAGAAGGGCCUCCCCGCUCUCAAUUCCAUCGACCUCUCCUACAACAAUCUCACCCUUAGAACCAUCCCGAGUUGGAUACUCCACCGGAAGAACCUGACCGACGUCAACCUCGCCGGGCUCAACCUGACCGGCAACUUACCGGAAUUCCCGCCCAACUCUACCUUGCGAUCGCUGAACGUGUCAAACAACGAGAUCCGCGGUGAGAUCCCGCGCAACAUCUCGAACCUGCAGGAGCUGGAGACGCUGGAUCUGUCAAAGAACAAGAUCGCCGGCAGGAUCCCGUCGACUCUUCGCCUCGUGGAGGGGUUGCAGGUGCUGGACGUGUCUUACAACAGGCUGGUGGGGCCGAUCCCGCGCAGGUUGGAGAUGCUCAACAGCUUGGCGCGCGUCAACUUCAGGAACAACAAGCUCUGCGGAAGAAUUCCGCACGGAGAGUUCUUCAGCAAACGUUCCGCCAGGGUUUACGCCAACAAUCUGUGCCUAUGCGGUCUGCCUCUGAAACCUUGCAGCAAUAUCAUUCCUUGA
Messenger RNA from Zingiber officinale, 1191 nucleotides. RefSeq names its product LRR receptor-like serine/threonine-protein kinase FLS2. Bases 1 to 1191 code for a protein of 396 amino acids. Gene Ontology annotation, molecular function: protein binding. The record is from RefSeq and is a predicted model, not a curated record. Lineage: Eukaryota; Viridiplantae; Streptophyta; Magnoliopsida; Zingiberales; Zingiberaceae. The transcript has a single exon.